GCUGGUAGAUAUGGAUAUGGUACCAGAUAUGAUAUUAAAUUUAUAUAUUUAGAAACAAGUGUGGCAGUUUGUUGCUUGUCGUAGAUGGGUGAUGAUAGUAGUGACUUGCUGGUAUACAACCCUCUUUGUGAAUGGUUUUGUACAUGGUGGUGAAGGCGAGCCCUUUACCGCACAACCGAAAAAGUUGACGCACCUACUUCAUUCCACUCAAGGAAGCAUCCCGUCAUCCAACAGCUGUCUUUUCGCGUCAGGCAAGGCGCCGGUUGUCGGCACCACUGGUCUUACCAGCACAUUAGGCUGUGAUUUCACAGCAGCAGCGACUUGACAGGUGUCAAGGCGUUCCAAAGAUUGUUGCGUCUGAUUGAUCAAACUACCUACCUUCUCACUACGCCAGCGAGGCCGUAAAACGACAGCUUGCUUGCCACCGCACU
Zychaea mexicana is the source of this 431-nucleotide messenger RNA. RefSeq lists its product as uncharacterized. NCBI's taxonomy places the organism in Eukaryota, Fungi, Mucoromycota, Mucoromycetes, Mucorales, Lichtheimiaceae. Bases 92 to 325 code for a protein of 77 amino acids. The transcript has 2 exons. The record is from RefSeq and is a predicted model, not a curated record.